AUGAUCACCAUCAGCACCAGAGUCUUUCCUCAAUCUUUCGUGUCAUGCGUGAUGUAACACCCGGUGGGCGGGGCUCCACAGGUGCGCCUAGAACAGGUAGUCGAAACUUGGAGCGGUUUUAAUGUUGACAAGCGCAGGCAGUCACGUGACAUUUAACAAUAGUCGGAUUUUACGGGAUCCUCCCACGAGAAGUUUCUGCUGCCCGGCUACUUUCUAAACAAACAGAAACCAAUCCAUCCAUCCCCAGCCAGGCUUUUUUGUGAUCUCCCAAGUCCACCAUCGUCAUGCGAACUCCUGGGAUUUUUAUUUUCGGGAUGGUGCUCGCACCCUGCGGGUGGAUCCUGGAGCUGACCAGCACCGUGGCACCCGCCUGGCGCACGAUCAACAACAUCCCGGGAGAAUCCAGCGACCUGGUUCUCCAACAAGGACUAUGGGACAUCUGCAAAACUUUCACAUCGUCCCGGGAUAUUCAAUGCAACCAACAGGACACGCAAUACUUCAGCGCUCAGAUCAUCCAGAUUGCGAGAGGUUUGAUGUUAUCGUCGCUCAUUCUCAAUCUCAUUGCCAUCGGCGUAGCAUCAGCUGGAGUCCGAUGCUGGACUGAUAAACCGCAGUGGACGGUCGCUGGGGUCGGAGGUCUUCUCAUCUUCAUCUCAGGGGUUCUCACCAUCAUCCCAGUGGCUUGGUACACUCACAUCAUGACCUCCAUCUUCUCCACAUCCACUGAUGUUCGUGUGGGAUACUGCCUGGUGCUGGGCUUCAUCGGUGGCAUCAUGGAGGUUCUCGGAGGACUAGUGAUGUCCUUCGGCUUGUGUCGGUGCUGCAGCCGUCGGAAUCGCAAUGAAAGGCCGAGGACAUUCGCGGUGAAGCCCACGCGCAAUCCAUCUCCACCGCACAGAGCCCCCACGGUGUCCAGCGUCAGCAGCAUCAGCAGCGUCAGCAGCGUCCCGUAUUACUCCAAACAAAGUGAGAUGGACUUCACAAGAGCCAAGAGACAACAAGACAGCAGACCGGCGAAUAGUACUGCGUAUAAAGCACGACCUUACGACACCGAUUUGUGAAAGAACAAACUUCACAAAUCUGUGAACAAACUGCACGGAAGAAUCCUCACCAUCGUUUACCCGCGUAAAAAUACGUAUACAUGAGUUUACCGAUCAGAUGAGUUUCGUUUUUAAUGACAAUUCGGUCUAAUUAUCCGUUAAAUAUUAUCUUACAUUAAUAAUUCACUAAAUCAUUGUGAAAAAUGUUUUUGUACAUGGUACUUUUCUGUUUGUUAACUUUACUUGGCAAAAGAUAUUGCCUCAGAAAUGGCUACUUAGUAGGAUGAAUUAAAUAUUUGAGCAUGUUUAACUAGAUUUUUCUGAGGCAAUACCUUAACAUUGAAAUUUAAAGUAAGCAGCUUAUAUUUUACCGUGAAAAAUGAAGUGUUUCUCUGUUACAUUUACAGUGAAGAUGGUAAAAGUAGGCGUCCCAAUGUUUAUAUGAUUGUUUAUACUUAUUUUUACUGCCAGUCAUGUGUUUUAUGUUACAUUUUAGGUUGUUUAGUUCAUGUUGAACAUUAUUUUAGUGUGUGUGGGUACUGCCUGUAUGUUUUUAUUAGCCGUGGUUCUCGGAAAGGCUCUUGAUUAACUGUAAUUAACUUGUUUUACCACCUGGAGGUUAUCGGUCAUGUCAUCCUCUUAGCUGUCCACCUUUUUCUUUAACGCGGAAGAAAGCUUAUGGGUGAGACUUCCAGUUCAUUAGCUGCUAUAGGGAAAUAACCUGCAAAAUAACAAGUGAAAUUGUUUACACUACAAACUAGCGUGUUUAUAAUUAAGAUAAUACUUUAAAAUAACACGACAUGCCAAUUUGAAAUAUUAAGCAGCAAAAUGAGCUGUUUCGUACAGCUAAAAAUAACUGGAUACUGAUGACACCGAAAGCCAGACCCAUAAAAUUUACAAAUGGCCACACCCACUCUUACAGGAAGAAAAAGGUGGAUAUUAUUGAUCGGAAAAUAUGAUUACCAUUAUAAAUAUUGUACCUGGUAAGGUUUUAUUGAAGAGCACUAACACCAUUAGUUUGGUUUUAUACAUUGCACUUUAUAUUGUGAGGCCCUAAUCAUUGUAGUGGUAGUACCUUCAAUGUCUUUUAAUAGUACUCUGGGCUCUUAUGUGUAAAUAUGUAACUUAUCAGGAAUCUCCUGAGUUUGUACAGUUGUACCAACUACAAAAAGCAAACACAUUUUUCUGAAGGAAGCUAAUCUUUGCACAGCCACUGCUCACAGACUUUCGGUGUUUGCAGUAAUAUAUAUGUCACUGGUGUUUACUAUAGACAGAAUGAUAUGUAAAAUAUCUUUGUGGAAGUUUAUGUGAAAGGCAAUGUCAUAAUUGACAUCUACCCAUCAAAUUUAAUGCAAAUGAUUGAAGGCUGUUUAUUGUUCUGUAUUUUUAUGAUUGUGAUAGAUGAGCACUGCCCUCAUAUUUUUACCUGAAUUAAUGUAAUAAAAAAGAAGUGAAAA
Molecule: messenger RNA, 2497 nt
Organism: Labeo rohita (rohu)
Lineage: Eukaryota; Metazoa; Chordata; Actinopteri; Cypriniformes; Cyprinidae
Gene: cldn23.2
Product: claudin 23.2
Exons: 1
Coding region: 285-1061 (258 amino acids)
Biological process (GO): bicellular tight junction assembly; cell adhesion
Cellular component (GO): bicellular tight junction; plasma membrane
Molecular function (GO): structural molecule activity
Source: RefSeq, a predicted model, not a curated record